GAGUGGUGAAAUGGGGCCAGAGAGAGAGGAAUCUAAGCUGACAGCUUCUUUUAAUAGAGCAUGAUUAACUCAGCUGCAGAGCAGGAGAAGCAGUGAAAUACUGCAGGAUUUUCACCUCGAAAUUCUGAUGUACAUGUUGAGGAUUUUACUAUCAUGUCGACAGUAUAUCUUUUUUUAAAAACAUGUUUCAUAAUGGGCCAGCGACCGAAAACAACACUGCAUUUUUUACUGUUUUGUUUCCUUUUCAACGCUUCGCUGGGAGAAGUCCGUUAUGUUCUUCCAGAGGAGAGGCAGCAGGGGUCGGUUAUCGGGAAUGUUGCGCGGGAUCUGGGACUGAAAGUGACGGACCUUGGUGCUCGUCGAGCCCGGGUUGUUGCAGAAGGCACUAGGCAGUUGUGCGAAAUGGACAAUACGUCGGGUAACCUUUUGAUCAGCCAGCGGAUAGACCGAGAGGAGCUGUGUGCACAAGCCAGUGUUUGCAUCCUUCAGUAUCAGCUUUUACUCGAAGAUCCUCUUCAAGCAUACAGCCUAGUUUUGGAUAUUGCAGAUAUAAACGACAACAACCCAGUAUUUGCUGCAGAAGAAACAAAACUAGAUUUAGUCGAGUCUACCGUUCUUGGCAGACGUUUUCCAUUAGAGAGCGCACACGAUCCUGAUCUGGGUACCAACUCCAUCCGGGAAUACAAACUGAGUCCAAAUGAACAUUUUGCUCUGGAAAUGAGCAGCCACAUAAACGGUAAUGCAUAUCCAGAACUAGUUCUAAAAAAGGUUUUGGACCGGGAGGCACAAGCUGAACACGUGCUGAAAAUCAAUGCAAUUGACGGGGGAAAACCAGUCAGAUCAGGAACUGCUUCUAUCUUCAUCCGCGUGUUGGACGCCAAUGAUAAUGUCCCAGUUUUUAGUCAACGAGUUUACAAAGCCACUGUGUCGGAGAACUCGGCCAUAGGGACUGUCAUAGCCACACUGAAUGCCACAGACUUGGAUGAAGGUGUUUAUGGGAAAAUAACAUACUCUUUCAGUCACCUGUCAGACAAGAUGGGAGGGGUUUUUGAAAUUAACCCCGACAGUGGAGAAGUUCGGGUGGCAGGUGUUAUUGACUUUGAAGAUGCUAGCACGCACGAACUGGAUGUCCAGGCCAAAGAUGGAGGUGGUCAGGCCUCUCACUGUAAACUUGUUAUUGACAUUAUUGACGUCAAUGACAAUAAACCUGUCAUAGAAAUAAAGUCAGCAUCUGCUAGUGUGGCUGAAGACUCUAAACCAGGGACUAUGGUUGCUCUGAUUUAUGUUUAUGACUUGGAUACUGGAAGCAGUGGACUGGUCACAUGUGUAAUCUCAGGCAAUGUUCCUUUUAAACUUGUAUCAGAGGUCAAAAACUACUUCAUGUUAAUGACUGAUGGAAUAUUAGACAGAGAAAUUGAGCCGGAGUAUAACAUCUCAAUUGUCGCCACUGAUGGGGGCUCUCCCUCCCUCUCCAGUGUCAAAGUGAUACAGGUUGCUGUGAAUGAUAUUAAUGACAACCCUCCCACUUUUAUGCAGAACGACUACAUUGCCAACAUCUUGGAAAACCAACCCGUAGGCACAUUUGUGAUGAAAGUGAUAGCACAAGAUACUGACGCCGCAUCUAAUGCUAAAAUACGUUAUCAAAUAUCAAAGCACACCAAGUCAGAGGAGUUCUCUUUUCUUACAAUCAACUCAGAGACUGGGGAGCUCUUCACAGCACGUCCAUUUGAUUAUGAGAACUCGGUUCACUUCCAGAUUAGGGUGUCAGCUCAAGAUGGAGGCGAUCCUCCACUUUCUUCUACCUGUACAAUAAACGUUUUUGUCAAGGACCAAAAUGACAAUGCACCUGUUGUCUUAUAUCCAGUCCAAACAACUGGGUUCAUUGCUGAAGAUAUGGUGCCUCUUGAAGCACCUAGAGGUUAUCUGGUUACUAAGGUGGUAGCAGUAGAUGCCGACUCAGGUCACAAUGCUUGGCUUUCUUAUAAAAUAAUGAAAGCCACACAGCCUAAUCUGUUCAGUAUAGGUCAGCAUUCAGGUGAAAUUAGAACUUUGCGAACAUUCAUGGAUAGUGAUGAAUCAAAACAAACCCUAGUGAUUAUAGUGUCGGACAAUGGACCUGAUUCUCUGUCUGCCACUUGUACAGUCAGUAUAGUAAUUGGUGACGGGCUGCCAGUGUUAAACGAACUAUUUGAGUUCGCAGAUGAUUCAGAAGAUAGCGGUGACUUAACGCUCUACUUAAUUAUUGCAUUAUCAACCGUUUCCUCUCUCCUCAUCCUUUUAAUAAGUGGAGUAGUUUACUUCAAGCUCUGCCGACGUAGUUACGUUUACCGUUCCAACACUACCAAUCUCCCCGUUUUCCCCACGCCCUACUGCCCCUCUACUUUCACAGAUUUCAGCCAUUGCGGAACCCUCCUGAAAGAUGAUCGGUUUGAUUCCUUUUUGACCACGGGGUCGUGGAGAGGCGAUUUCCGUUUCAGCUCAAACACAGACACUGACACGCUGAAGCAAAGAAGCGCAGCCUAUCAAAAAAACACCCUAAGGCGCAUUAGUACAGAUAGAGCUAGUCUGAAGGUCAGGGCAGGUGCACCACAUCCCUGCUAUGUGUUCACUUGAGAAAUGUCUAUUUAAACAUCUCUGUGCUGUGAUUUACAUUUGGACCAUCUCACUGUAUGGGCAAAAUGGUUUUAACCUACAAAAAUACGCCCUGUACUUGUGUGCUUUUAAAUUAUAUAUAUUUUGUGUGUUUAUUUAUUCAUGUGUUCCUAUUUUUACAAAUAACUUUGCAGUCUUAUAAAUAUGUGCACAACAUGUUCUUGAAACUUUCCAUGAAUGCAUUUCGCCGUCCCCCACCGGAGUUUGAACAUUCAACUGUAUCUUAAUAAUCCUAUGACUAGUCUAACUUAUGAUGUACUUUUAGUUAUAUAUAGUAAUAGCAAUAACUAUGUACUAUGUAUGCAUCAGUUUUGUGCGGUGUAUGUUUUACAGAGUGAAAAUAUUUUUGACUGAUAAUUGUUUAUGGUAAUCUCUUUCAAACUUGUUUUGUUUGCGAUCCAUACAAGUCAGGGACACAUACUGUCUUGCAGGUGUACUUGGUCAUUUUACAUCCCCCUUUUCUCCCAUUUUCUUAUUUAUUAAAUACAAAUAUAUGCACUUUGUGACUUUGUGAAGCCAUAUGCCAAUGUUGACAUGCUAUAUUUACUGCUGACAAUUUUUCAUAGUACUUUGUAACGUUUCAAAAAAUGAUUUUUUCUUAUUUUUAUUUUUUGUGUAAUCAGUAUUUAGGUAAAGCCAUGCAUUGCAUGAAAUGAACAAUGACAGGAUACACUGUAUGAAUGAUUAAAAAUAAACUUGAAGACAAUAUUUUGCUUCCA
This is a messenger RNA of Sphaeramia orbicularis (orbiculate cardinalfish), 3371 nucleotides long. RefSeq names its product protocadherin gamma-A6-like. Gene Ontology annotation, cellular component: plasma membrane. NCBI's taxonomy places the organism in Eukaryota, Metazoa, Chordata, Actinopteri, Kurtiformes, Apogonidae. The transcript has a single exon. Gene Ontology annotation, molecular function: calcium ion binding. Bases 154 to 2613 code for a protein of 819 amino acids. The record is from RefSeq and is a predicted model, not a curated record. Gene Ontology annotation, biological process: homophilic cell-cell adhesion.